ACGCAUCACCUCCAUCCCUUCUCCACCACCUCCCGCAGAAGCUCACUGAUCACCUCAACUCGACACAGAAGCACCGAUAUUUCCACCUGUUCAUCUGUCUGUCUCUCUGUACCUCUGUUUCCCCCCCCUCCUCCUCCUCUUCCUUUCCUCCUCACCCUCCCCCUUCACCUGGUUGAGGGGCACCUGUAGCAGCCAUGAGAGUAGCUACCUGUCUCCUCCUCUCAGUCCUCGUUGGGGUCGCCUUCGCUGCGAGGCUCAACGGACACAGCCAUGGCAACGGCAACGGAAAUGGUAAUGGAAACGGCAACGGAAAUGGCUACAGUUACGGCGUUAAUGGGAAUGGGAACGGUGUGAACGGGAACGGAAAUGGCUACACCAAUGGAAAUGGUGUGAACGGAAAUGGUAACGGCGUGAACGGUAACGGAAAUGGCUACACCAAUGGGAACGGUGUGAACGGAAAUGGAGUCAACGGCAACGGCUUUAACGGAAACGGCAACGGCAACGGCGUUAAUGGAAAUGGCAACGGUUACAGGAAUGGCAACGGCAACGGAGUUAACGGAAAUGGUGGAACAAACGGAUUAACACGAUAUGGACUUCCCAACGGCAACGGUAACGGCAACGGCGUGACCAACGGUAACGGCUACAGGAACGGCAACGGAAACGGAAAUGGCGUGACCAACGGCAACGGUUACAGGAACGGCAACGGAAACGGAAAUGGCGUGACCAACGGCAACGGUAACGGAGUUAACGGAAAUGGUGGAACAAACGGAUUAACACGAUAUGGACUUCCUAAUGGUAAUGGUAACGGCAACGGUAACGGCAACGGCGUGACCAACGGCAACGGUUACAGGAACGGCAACGGUAACGGCAAUGGCGUGACCAACGGUAACGGUUACAGGAACGGCAACGGUAAUGGCAACGGUGUGACCAACGGUAACGGUUACAGGAACGGCAACGGUAAUGGCAACGGUGUGACCAACGGUAACGGUUACAGGAACGGCAACGGAAACGGCAACGGUGUGACUAACGGUAACGGUUACAGGAACGGCAACGGAGUUAACGGAAAUGGUAGAACAAACGGAUUAACAAGAUAUGGACUUCCCAACGGCAAUGGUGCCAACGGCAACGGUAACGGUGUCAACGGAAACGGCUACAGGAACGGCAACGGUAACGGAGUGAACGGCAACGGCUACAGAAACGGCAACGGUAACGGUGUCAACGGCAAUGGCAACGGCAACGGCAACGGUGUCAACGGCAAUGGCAACGGCUACAGAAACGGCAACGGUAACGGUGUCAACGGCAACGGCAACGGCUACAGAAACGGCAACGGUAACGGUGUCAACGGCAACGGCAACGGCUACAGAAACGGCAACGGUAACGGUGUCAACGGCAACGGCUACAGAAACGGCAACGGUAACGGUGUCAACGGUAACGGCAACGGCUACAGAAACGGCAACGGUAACGGUGUCAACGGCAACGGCAACGGCUACAGAAACGGCAACGGUAACGGUGUCAACGGUAACGGUGUCAACGGUAACGGCAACGGCUACAGAAACGGCAACGGUAACGGUGUCAACGGCAACGGUGUCAAUGGUAACGGAAACGGUUACAGGAACGGCAACGGUAACGGUGUCAACGGUAACGGUGUCAACGGCAACGGCAACGGCUACAGAAACGGCAACGGUAACGGUGUCAACGGCAACGGUGUCAAUGGUAACGGAAACGGUUACAGGAACGGCAAUGGCAGAACAAAUGGAUUGACAAGAUAUGGACUUCCCAACGGAAACGGGAACGGAAACGGGAACGGUUAUUCCAACGGCCGCGUCAAUGGUAACGGAUACUCAAAUGGACGUGUCAACGGUAAUGGCAACGGCAAUGGUGUAAACGGCAACGGUUAUUCCAACGGGCGUGUCAACGGCAAUGGGAACGGAGCCAAUGGCAACGGUUACACCAACGGUAACGGCGUCAACGGUAACGGUAACGGCAACGGCGUCAACGGUAACGGUAACGGUUACACCAACGGCAACGGUGUCAACGGUAACGGUGUCAACGGUAAUGGUUACACCAACGGUGUCAAUGGCAACGGAAACGGCAUCAACGGUAAUGGCAACGGUUACACCAACGGCAAUGGUAUCAACGGUAAUGGCAACGGUGUCAACGGUAAUGGCAAUGGUGUCAACGGUAACGGCAACGGUUACACCAACGGAAACGGUAAUGGAGUGAACGGCAACGGUGUCAAUGGCAAUGGUAACGGGAACGGCUACUCGUACAACGCGCCCACCGUGCCCGCCAACCUCUACCGGACCCCGCGAGGUUAAUGCCCUCCCCCCCCCACCUUCUACGACCCUCUGGUGCUGACCCCUGUGAGGAGAACGACCCUCGCCCCCCCACCCCCCCUCCACCCCCGCUCAUCCUACGCCCCUUCCUCCUCUAUCCCUCCACCACACGACCCUUGUACAGACAACAUUAAUAAUAACGGUAACAACAACAGGCGUCAAGGAAAGCAAUGCAGUGUUUUCGUGAACGAAAAAAAAAAAUAACGAAACGAACGAACAAAUGACAAUAUAUAACCAAAAAAAAAAUGGAAAUGAAAAAAAGAAAAAAAUGUUGGUACACAGAUUAACUAAACGUAUUAAAAAAACUAUAAAAAAAGGCUAAGAAACAGAAGGGCACCGAAAUGAGUUUGUACUGAACCCUGCUUAGCUUUCCUUCACAACCUAACCUUCAUUUAAAAGACUAAUAUCUCUUCUUUCCCCUUAAAACACUAUAUGCAAGGUAUUUAUCCAUAUCAACAAUAGCAACCCUUCUAAAAAUACUCCUUCCAGCAAUCUCCAUUCAUUAAUUUCUAUCCUAAGUCCAAGAAAUAGUGUUCAAGAAAGGUUAAAACACCUACGCCUGCUCCAUGACCACCUGUACGUGAUUAGUGCCAGGUGAACUUCUCGGCCCAAGGUGCGGCUGGGCGGCAAGGGUCACGUUCUCCUCAGCCCACAUCGCUCUGUCUCUUCAGCAUCGCUUGUAGCUACUUAAUUUAUUGCUUGAUGUCUCCCCCUCGAGUUUGUCCCCACAACGAAUUGCUGACGAAAAUGUAAUAAAAAGUAAACUGUCCACAA
Molecule: messenger RNA, 3110 nt
Organism: Eriocheir sinensis (Chinese mitten crab)
Lineage: Eukaryota; Metazoa; Arthropoda; Malacostraca; Decapoda; Varunidae
Product: probable cyclin-dependent serine/threonine-protein kinase DDB_G0292550
Exons: 2
Coding region: 195-2318 (707 amino acids)
Source: RefSeq, a predicted model, not a curated record